GGCUGUCACUCAUACAUUUAAUCUCCACCUUUUAAUUUGCUCCUUGAAGCAUGUGUUUUCGUGUGUGAUUUUUUUAUUCGUGUGGGGAAUCACAUCAGCGCUGUGUCGUGUGAUAGUCAUACGGCUGGAGUGGAAGAGCUGAGUAGCGGUCAGAGGUUGAACAUGUUUGUCUUUCUCGGGAAAACAUGAUCCCUCCAUGCAGAGAUGUCUGCAGUUUUAAUUUUUCUGAUUCUUCAGGCUCUGUGCUGUACAGUCUCUCCAUCUCCUCCCAGCCCCAUCAAUGUCACCUUCUCUUCGGUGAAUCUGAGAAACUUGCUGCAGUGGUUCCCAGGAAAUGGAACACCAGAUGACACACUCUUCACUGUGCAGUAUGCCAUCUAUGGGGACAGCGUUGAAGGCAGCAGAGGAAGACGGGUACACUGGAGGGCUGUGCAACACUGUACAGAAAUAGUGCGGCACUGGUGUGAUCUGACCAGUGAGAUGUGGGAUCUGGAGCAGGGGUACCAUGCUAGAGUUCGUACUGUGGGGAGAAGAAUAUCGUCCAAAUGGGUUACAACACGGAGAUUUGAUCCAAAGUCAGACACUAGUUUUGGGCCCCCGCUCUUCUCUGUGGAAAUUGAGGACAACAGCGCCAUCAUAACUCUGAAGGGACCAAUGAGAUACCUGCCCAACAACCAAACCCCAGAGGUUUCCAUGGCAACACUCUACCCCCAGAUGAGCUACAACCUCUCCAUCCACAAUACACGUCGUCACCAAAUGCACCAUUUCUCAGUGUUCUCCAGUCUGUACAAACAUUGUUUCAUGGACUACGAUACAGAGUACUGCUUCUCUGCAAAGACAAGGUUCCUCUCCAUGCCUGUUCAGUGCCAAUCCUCUGCGUGGCAUUGCAUAACCACACCUCAAGAUCCUAUGAUUGGCCAGCUGCAGAGGGUGGUUGUGGGUAUUAUUGUGUCUUCUGUGUGCAUGUGUAUGCUUUUGGUGGUUGGCUACGUUCUCUUUCAUUACCUGACGGGGAAAGGACAGAAGAGCCCAUUUACCUUGGACCCACCUUCAUUUCAUUCCCCCCCUCUGACCUUCCCCCCUGAGAAUCCCAACAUCAUCAAGGUCAUCAAAUAUGAGCUACCAGCAGGCAUCGACAUCUCCCUAUUGAAGUCUUCGUACUUCAAUAAGGGGCAGUUACAUAAUGCAGGUCUUCCACCAAUGUAUGCCCCCCAGAGGUCUGAAACACCUCCAGAGCCUGAGGAACUCUUGGAUGAUUUGUCUAUUGAAUACGGAGGUGUUGGCAUAGCUCCUCAGACCACUGAUGGAGGAGAAGGGGAAGGAGGAGACUGGAGGCAUGAUGGACAAAAAGAUGGGAAUAAUCUGAGAGAUGAAUGUCACAAAUGUGUAGCGAGAGACACUUAUGAGAAGAAACAGUAUGACUAUGGCAUUUUGAGACAGGCUUCAGCACAGGAGGAGGAGGAAGGAACUAAUUGUAUUAACUGGGAUCCUGAAACUAGGAAACUAGUUUUGCCAGAGGUGGUGUCCAACAGGGAGGAAGGGAGAGGUCCUGAACACUAG
Messenger RNA from Scomber japonicus (chub mackerel), 1560 nucleotides. RefSeq names its product interleukin 20 receptor, alpha (gene il20ra). The record is from RefSeq and is a predicted model, not a curated record. Lineage: Eukaryota; Metazoa; Chordata; Actinopteri; Scombriformes; Scombridae. The transcript is spliced from 9 exons. Gene Ontology annotation, molecular function: protein binding. Bases 205 to 1560 code for a protein of 451 amino acids.